Messenger RNA from Closterium sp. Naga37s-1, 2175 nucleotides. NCBI's taxonomy places the organism in Eukaryota, Viridiplantae, Streptophyta, Zygnematophyceae, Desmidiales, Closteriaceae. The record is from the annotation of a GenBank genome assembly.
AUGAGAGGACUCAAUGCCGGAGAUCCGAUCUGGUGUGGGGACAUGGUGACGCCACCCCCACUCCGCCACCCCCUCCCCCUCCGCCAUCCUCUCCCCUUCCGCGUGUUCCUGUGCCCUCUCCGCCCCCCUCUCCGACCCCCCUCUCCGCCCCCCUCUCCCCCACCGCGUGUUCCUGCGCCUCCUCCGCCACCCCCUCCCCCUCCGCGUGUUCCUGCUCCCCCUCCUCCGCCACCCCCUCCCCCUCCGCGUGUUCCUGCGCCCCCUCCUCCGCCACCCCCUCCCCCCCCGCGUGUUCCUGCUCCCCCUCCUCCGCCACCCCCUCCCCCUCCGCGUGUUUCUGUGCCCCCUCCUCCGCCCCCCCCAGCCGGUCGGUGUGGUCCUGCACCUCCUCCACCGCCUCCCUCCAUUCCAUCCCCUUCUCCCGUUCCCCCUCCCCAUACUCCCCCCGUUUUCACCCCCUACAACUCCCUCCCGCCGCCUCCUCCUAAACCGCCUCCUCCUCCGCCGCCUCCCCCUCCUCGUCAGUUCGCUCCCCCGCUGCUGCCUCACCCGCCACCUCCCCCGUUUCGUCUGCCCGCGCCCCAUCGGCAGCCCGCGUUCCUCUCCAACUGCCACCUUCACUCAAUCGCCGCCUCGCUCCGUAAUCUCCGCUCCUUAAACCUCGACACACCAGGGGAUUACACGGCAGCGUGCGUAGAGCACGUGGCCAGCAAGCUUCCACGCCUGAAGACGUUUUCGCUCUGCUCGGAUUCAAUCGACUGGGAGUCGCUGUCUCGCCUCCUCGCGCUCCUCCCGUCGCUGCAGCGCCUCUCUGUCAUAUCCUACAGCCUCCAGCCCCUUCCGGAGUACAAGCUCCGCGAGGCGGCACGCGCAGCGGCGGAGCAAGUAGGACGCGCGAGGGGGUCAGCCGAUGCAGCUGAUGUAGCUGCUGCUGCUGUGGCAGUUGCUCUGGCUCGCCUCUCCUCGCUCGCCGAGCCCGAACACCGACAACCCCUUCUCUGUGGGAGUGCGAGCGGCGAGGCGGCACUCUGUCAAACCAUCCGCUGCCUGCCUCUCCUGGACCGCCUCGCCCUCCCCUGGGCCUCAGACGCCCUUCUCCUGCAAAUCUCCCACUCCUGCCCGAACCUCACGGCCUUGCACGCGCAGCCGCUACCUCGCUUCGUCGCGGUCGGCCCGGCUGCUGCCAGGGCUCCUGAACUUCACGUUCUCUACUGGCCCUCCUCCUAUGCCAGGACGUUUCUCCAUGUCCCCCCCCCUCCCCUCCAACCGCUGGUCACCGAUGCUGGGGUGGUGGCUCUCGCGAACGGAUGCACGCGAUUGGUGCAGCUGAGUCUGGGCGGCUGUGAGAACGUGGGGCCAGUGGGGCUGCGCCAGCUGGCGAGGCGAUGCGGGUGGCUGGAGGUGCUGCGGCUGGCGCGGACGGCGGUGGAUGAUGCUGCUGUCGUGACGGCGCUGUUUGGCGACAGCUGGCGCAGCGGCGGCAUGGCUUUGAAUGCUGCUGUUGGCAGUGCUGCUGCCGCUGCUUCUGAGUGUACCCCUGAAAUUUCACCUGGUGCAGGCAGUGCUUCUGAAUGUACCGCUGAGCUUUCACCUGGUCCCAACGCAACUACUGGUGCAGGCAAUGCCUCCGGUGCGCCGCUGCAGCUGCAGCUGCCGCGGCUGGGUCUUCUGGACCUAUAUGAAUGCCCGGGGGUGUCCUCUGCCGUCCUGCUCGCUCUCUCAGCAGCAGCCAGGGAUCUUGCUGGUAACACGGAGAAGAGCAGGGAGGAUGGGUUGGCUCAAGUGGUGCAGGGCGAUGGGGAGUGUGCAGAGCAGGAGGCAAUUCCAGGCGAGGGUGUGGGGCAUGAGGAGGAAAGGAUGAGGGGGAGAGGGUGCUGUGGGCUGCGGGAUUUCAGGCUGCGGCGGCUGCUGGUUUCUCCUGGAGUGAUUGCUGGGGAUCGGUGGAGGGGAAGCAAGGAAGGUGGAAGCGAGGGUGACAUGGGCAGGGUUGAAGGUGAAGGGGGUGGCGAAAUUUGUUUCGAUAGUGUGGAGUUAAGGCGUGCUGGUAGGGAGGUUGGGAUGAUGCUGCCACGGUUGGUGGUGACUGGUAGAAGGACCGCGGAGCAUGUUUUGCCGUGGGAUGGUUUCUUUGGAGAGCGGCAACUUGCUGUUGCUGGUGGCGAUGACGAGGAUUGA